Molecule: messenger RNA, 4747 nt
Organism: Exaiptasia diaphana
Lineage: Eukaryota; Metazoa; Cnidaria; Anthozoa; Actiniaria; Aiptasiidae
Source: RefSeq, a predicted model, not a curated record
ACGAAGGCAAGCAGAUUUGGAUAUCUAUGUCAUUCUGUGCAUAGCUCACCAAAAGCCUUUAAAAACCCGUAGCAAAGAACCUUUAUUCAGUGUAGAGACGCGACGAGGGCAGAAGGAUAUUGUAGCAUUACGUGGAAGCUCUGUGACUGAGAAGAAAGCCCUUAGUCCUUAAAGUCAGAAUGCCGUGGUCCAACACUAAUCGCGUUUGGAUUUUGAUUGGCAUCAUGUCGUUAUCUGUAGCAAUGGGCGGGAAGUACUUGCCUUGUGGGAAUGCAGAUGAUUUUCGGAAUGAAUGCACUUCGGCGUUGGGAAUGAAGUCUGGACUUAUACCAGAUUCAAAUAUAAGUGCUUCGUCUGAAUGGGACAAUAAUCAUCGAGCAGAGAACGCACGACUAGACUUUGUACCGCAAGCAGGACGAACUCGCGGAGCUUGGUCAGCUAAAAUCAAUAACCAGAACCAGUGGCUUCAAGUAGAUUUUGGUGCAGAACUUAAAUUGACUCAAGUUGCAACCCAAGGACGUUUCGAUUACGACCAAUGGGUUACCAGAUACGCGAUCUCUUACAGCAGAGAUGGUAUAUUUUGGAACAAAUAUAAAAAAGAAUUAGAAGGUAAUCGAGAUCAAUCAUCCAAAGUGACCAACGCCCUUUGUGAAGAAAUCUACGCUCGCUUUGUUCGUGUUCAUCCUAUUGAAUGGCAUAAUCAUAUAUCGAUGAGAGUUGAGUUGUAUGGUUGCAAAUCAGGAAUCACAAUUUCUCCGAUUCAAUGUCGCCGAACUCUUGGCAUGGAAAGCAAAGCAAUACCAGAUUCUCGUAUGAGGGCUUCUUCCAUCUGGGACUUGAAUCAUGGAGCAGAUAGAUCCAGACUGAAUACUGUGCGUCAAGGAAACAAGAGAGGAGCCUGGUCGGCCAGACAUAACAACGUAGGACAGUGGAUUGAAGUGGCUUUUCCACAGGCUGUCAAGAUAACAGGAAUCGCAACUCAAGGUCGACAAGAUGUAAACCAGUGGGUUAGAAAGUACAAACUGCAGUACAGUCUCAAUGGAGAUUACUUUGAAGACUACAAUGGUGGCCAAACGUUUACUGGAAACACAGACAGGAAGUCUUUGAAGGAAACACAGAUCGGCACACAGUCGUAUCGCACAAGCUUAAUUCGCCAAUAAUCGCGUUAUUGAUACGUUUCCAUCCAAAAUGCUGGAAUCGUCAUAUUUCGAUGAGAGUUGGACUUUUUGGAUGCACAAAGGGUUUUGAAAGUCCAAAGCAGAUCUGUAAUGUAACUUUGGGCCUAGAGUCUGGUCUUAUCUUAGAUUCUCAAUUAAGUGCUUCAUCUGAGUGGAACAGAGCACAUCGCGCAGCGAACGCACGACUAAACUUUGUACCAGAAGCAGGACGAACCGGGGCCUGGUCAGCACGGCAUAACAAUUUGCAUCAGUGGCUGAAAAUAGACUUUGGAAGAAUUGCUAAAAUUAACAAGCUUGCGACCCAAGGACGCUCUGAUUCUGAUCAAUGGGUCACUAGAUACACGCUCUCUUACAGCAGAUAUGGUAUAUUAUGGGAUAGAUAUCAUAAGGAGCUUGAGGGGAACACAGAUCGUUCGUCAGUAGUUACAAAUGAUCUCACACCAAAUAUCUACGCUCGCUUCGUUCGGGUUCAUCCCAUUGCAUGGCACCACCACAUUUCUCUGAGAGUAGAGUUUUAUGGUUGUAGAGCAGGAUUAAAAGCGCCUCCGAUUCAAUGUCGUCGCCCUCUUGGCAUGGAAAGCAAUGCAAUACCCGAUUCUCGUAUGAGGGCUUCUUCGAUCUAUGACUCAGAUCAUGGAGCAGAUAGAUCCAGACUGAAUACUKUGCGGCAAGGAAACAAGAGAGGAGCCUGGUCGGCCAGACAUAACAACGUAGGACAGUGGAUUGAAGUGGCUUUUCCACAGGCUGUCAAGAUAACAGGAAUCGCAACUCAAGGUCGACAAGAYGUAAACCAGUGGGUUAGAAAGUACAAACUGCAGUACAGUCUCAAUGGAGAUUACUUUGAAGACUACAAUGGUGGCCAAACGUUUACUGGAAACACAGACAGGAAGACCAUCAUUGGUAAUCUUCUCGAGCCUGCCAUUGUUGUCAAGGCUAUUCGCAUUCAGCCAGUUGCCUGGCAUGGUCACAUUUCCAUGAGAUUUGAACUGUACGGAUGCUCAGAAGGAUUUCCUUUGCCGGAUAAAUUGGACUGCCCYGAAAGCAGUUUGCUACUAACGGAUUCUCAGUUGUCUUCGUCGAGCCAGUUUGCCGAAAACCAUGGCCCUGGAAAUGCCAUACUUCACCAUCAACCUGGGAGAGGUAGAACAGGAGCCUGGUCGUCCCGUGAUAAUGAUAAUAAGCAAUGGCUACAGGUUGACCUGGGAGAAAUAUCUAAGGUUACUAUCAUCUCCACACAAGGAAGGGCCGGUUAUCAGCAAUGGGUCAAGUCUUAUUCUAUUGUCUACAGCGUCUUUGGAGAUGAAUUUCAUACCGUGAUGGAUGGUGAUUCAAAUAAAGAGUUUUCAGGAAACUUUAAUCAGCACGAAGUCGUAUCGCACAGGCUUGAUUCUCCAAUAAUUGCUCAAUAUAUGCGUUUCCACCCCACAAGAUGGCAUGCUCAUAUUUCAAUGAGAGUAGGGAUUUUUGGAUGUAAAAAAGGUUUUUAUAUCCCACAACACAAAUGUGGAUUGGCUUUGGGUCUAGAGUCUGGUUUCGUGCGAGAUUCUCAAUUUAGUGCUUCUUCUGAAUGGGAUAGCGCUCAUCAAGCAUCGAGUGCACGACUACACUUUGUACCACGAUUGGGGCGUGCAGGGGGCUGGAGACCAUGGCAUAGCAAUAGGAACCAGUGGCUUAAAAUCGAUUUAGGAGAAAUUGCCAUGAUCAACAAGCUUGCGACUCAAGGAAGCUCCAGUUCCGAUCAAUGGGUCACCAGAUUCAUGCUUUUCCACCGCAGAGACGGUAAAUUUUGGGAACGAUAUCCAAAGGAAUUUGAGGGGAAUCGAGAUUCUUCAACGGUUAAGAUAAAUACUUAUUUGCGACCGACGAUCUAUGCUCGCUUUGUUCGUAUUCAUCCCAUUGCCUGGCAUAAUCACAUUUCCAUGAGAGUUGAAUUAUAUGGUUGCAGAAAAGAUUUCUGGCUGCCCCCAAUCAAAUGUCGACACCCUUUAGGCAUGGAAAAUAAAACGAUACCCGAUUCUCGUAUCAAUGCUUCCUCGAUCUGGGACUUGAAUCAUGGAGCAGAUAGAUCCAGACUAAAUACUGUGAGGCAAGGAAACAAGAGAGGAGCCUGGUCGGCUAAAGACAACAACGUAGGACAGUGGAUCGAAGUGGAAUUUCCAGAGGCUCACAACAUAACAGGAAUCGCAACUCAAGGUCGACAAGACGUAAACCAGUGGGUGACAUCGUACAAACUGCAGUACAGUCACAAUGGAGAUUACUUUGAAGACUACAAUGGUGGUCAAACGUUUACUGGAAACACAGACAGGAACACCAUCGUUUAUCAUCUAUUCUAUCCUUCCAUUGUUGCCAAGGCGAUUCGAAUUCGGCCAACCUCCUGGCAUGGUCACAUCUCCAUGAGAUUCGAACUGUACGGAUGUGAUCUUGAUAUAAAAGACGACGUAAAUAGCAUUAUACACAGACAGUUGUGAAUGCUGAUACGCAAGUGUUUACUGACCGGUGUUCUUUAUGGAUUGGAAGAGAAAACGGAAUGACAUACCUUAAAUACUUGAAGCAACACGUGCAUCCAAGAACCUUUGCGAUCGUUUAUUCUCUGAUUUUACAAAUGAUAUUUUUUUUGAAAGGUGCAUUCUGAUUGGUUCAAAAUCGAUGGAUGCCCAAUUUUGUUUUGAAUAUGAAAAAAAAAACACACACACACACACACAUAGCUUAUUAGAUGCACGUGAUCCUUUAAGUAGCGUACGUAGCUAGAAUUCUUCUUUUAUUUUGUAUCAAUUUAUUUUUAGCAACUAUACAGUAAGUCCCAUAACGUUGCUUAGUAAUUGCCUGUUUUCAUACCGUGGGAGACUGGGUACAAAUCCCUUAAUUUGCAUKAUUGAUUGAUACGACCAACGAUAGAACGAAAGAACGCAUCGAGAAAUACUACCUUAGGAGCUCUAAGGCCUUGGAGUAUGAAACACGUUUGUCAUCCACCAUAAUGACAACAGUUUAUCAUCUCAGCCCCUGAUGAGUGAUGUUAAACUGGGUCUAGUACCAUGACACCAGGAACAAUCCAUUUAUAUUUAAUAUACAUGUAUAUUUCUUACACAAAAUCACCACUCCACAACACACAAAAACCAGCCCCUCCCUUAACAAUAGAUUCCGAUUACCAAAUACUUCUAAACUAGUGUCCAAAUUUGGCGUUGAUAAGGUCAAUAUWGAGCGAUUACAGUAUUUCAAAAACGCUAGAAUUUCCGAAAAAAUGUAUAGAAUGACGAGCGUACACCAUGGAACCUGCGUCCAGAUUUYUCUAAAUGUUAGAAAAACUACCAAUCGUUUACAUUUUUUUCUUAUUUACAGUGCGAUAUUUCGUUCUAUAUAAGUCUUAUCUCACAAUCGUGCGAGUUAAGGGACUUGUACCCAGUCUCCAACGGUAUGAAAUCGGGCGAUAAAACAUAAAGGCAACAAAAAACAAAUUUAUCGGUAAGUGUUUUAGCAGUUUCGACCGCAGAUACCAAAAUGCAGAAAGAUUUGUAUACAAAUGCACAAACUGUAUUAUGGUCUCUUCAUUAAAUAGAUAUUUUGCAUUAUUA